This is a messenger RNA of Cinara cedri, 3326 nucleotides long. The record is from the annotation of a GenBank genome assembly. Lineage: Eukaryota; Metazoa; Arthropoda; Insecta; Hemiptera; Aphididae.
AUGUCGGGAGCCUCGAAAACAGAAUCGAUCUACAGUUGUAGCUCGCGGUCGUUCGAGUCGAAUUCGGUAAGCAAACCUUCUUCGGCCUGGUCGGCCGCGGCGUUUGCGAAUUCUUCCAGUACGCUGCUGUACAAGUGCAUCGGCUACGACCCGUUUUGCCAUCGAAACCGCGAACAUUUGUACCCGUGAGUGUAAUGCUCUAAUCGCGCGCGGUAAAUCGCAUCAUAACACGGUAAUUUCUACAUGUGUUUACGCCAUAUUGAGUGUUACGAUGAUAUCGCACGCGAUGGAUAAUAAUAAACAUGUAUUUCCGGGGCUCGGGUCAGCCUCACGUUUUUAAUCGAUUUCGGGACAUUAAGAAUAAAACACAUUUUUGGGCGUUUCCGGUGUUUCAAUAGUGAUUUUUCUAACAGCGUUGGGGUCUUCUCAACAAUAAUGACUAUUGAGAUACGCCCCGUUACCGCUAGAAAAAGCAUAUACAAUUUUUAUAUAAUUUGCCCAUUUUCACCAAAAAGUGACAUUCGCCCUUUGUUUAUCCCGGGUGUUUUCUCCUUUAAAUGUGCUCGGAUUGGAAAACAUAACAAAAGGGACUAAACGACUUAAAAAAAAAAAAAAUCAACGUCCCUUGUAGUUAUUGAACAUAAUCCUAUACCAAUUCGUAAACAUAAUUCAGUGAUAAAUAAUUUCCGAAAUUACUACAGGCUAACUUUUUACUAACAUAGUGUAUACUUAUUUUAAAUUCUACUAUGAUGAUUACUACUUUGAUACAUCUUUUUUUAUUUUUUUUUUCUUCUGUAUGUAAACUAUCUAUCAGAAAUCUUGCUCCAAUCAUCAAUUUUAUAAGUGAUGGUUUCUAGUAGAAAAUUGUGUCUAUUGAUGUAACGAGAAGAUUAUUUUCUUUUAAUUUUCUUUGUGGUAUUCUUAAUUAUGGAAAUAACCCUAAAAAAACAAAAACGUCCGGAAAACCGUACCUGAUAUUUUUUACACAAUAACGGUUCCUGUUAUAUUCGAUUUCGAUUUUUGUUGUAAUUCUGUAGUUAAUUUAGACGUAUGUAUAGUCUCCUAUAUGGGUCGGGCAUGGUCGAUUUCCGCCAAAAACGUACCUUUCCCUUUUCCACCAAUUAAUUUUUCCGCCAAAUGAAAAUAUUUAGUCUAAUAUUUGAAUAUCGAUGGACAUUUGCAUACAUUACAGUUAUUAAUUAGACAAAAAAAUAAAAUAAAAUUAUAAAGUUUUUAAAAAUUGUGUUUGAAUUAUUUAUUAAAUACAAUUUAAAAAUAAUUGUCCAUUGAUAUUCAAAUAUUAGACUAAAUUUUUUCAUUUGGCGGAAAGGGGAAAAGUUACGUUUCUGACGGAAACGGAUAACAGCUAUAGGUACAGAUUUCUUCCCAGACAGAGUACAUUCAAAAGAGCAUUUUCAAAACAUUCUGGCGAUUUUCCGGUUAUUCACAACCCCAUUUGAGUUUUUUUUAUAGUUGAAAUUGUUUCGACACGGCGAAAAUGUUCGAAAAUUUAACACGAGGGUUUAUCACGCGUUACAUGAACGGGAUGCAAUGAAUUUUUCUUUUUUCUCUAUGUAAGCGCUCAAAAAAAGAAUUUUAACGUGAAAACGUUUUUGACAAAAACGCAAAAUGAAACGAUAUUAUAUCUACGCUGAAACUAUGCGGGAGUACUCCGUCACCUGCCCUCCCCCCCAAUUCGAGCACCGGACCGCUCGGGUAUAUCGACUUCGUUAAUCCUUUAUUUCAUUUUUUUUUUCUCCCUCGUCACCGCAGGUCCUAUUUGUCAAUCGUGUUCGCCGUCUAUCGCGCCGUCGGCCUGGGUUUCCUGUGCAUGCCGCACGCGUUCCAGCAGGUGGGCGCGGUCGUCGGAUUGGCGUUGUGCGUGUUCGCCGGACUGACGUUCGGCUAUUCGUACACCCUUUUGGUGAGCAUCGCACAGGUGUUUUUGUCGCGGAAAGCCAUUGCGCGCGCCACUUCCUCGUGCAUACGCGCGCACGCACACGAACCCGUAUAUUAUUAUUGCUUUUGUGCGCGCGCGCGUGUGUAUGUGUAUGUGUGUGUGUGUGUGUAUGUGUAUGUGUAUGUGUGAGUAGUAGUAGUAGCAAUAGUAGUAGUAGCGAUAGGGUCGCAACGGCGAAAAGAAAAAAACACAUUUUGUUUUUUCGAGCUGGCUGGUAUACUGCAGUCGCGUAACCCACACGUAACCAGAUAACAAUACAAAGGUGUCACGAUAAAUCAAAUCCAUUUUAUGCCUGUACGCGCAUGUGUCGGUACGACGGGCGACGCGUAUUUUAUAUACGUUAUGUACACGUUGAAGACAUAACUCGAGUUUUGAAUUUUACACGAGAAUAUAAUAAUAAUCGUUGUAUAAAUCAAGUAUAAUUAUUUUAAUCGAAUGCGCACUGUCGUCGUAUUUCAUAAAAACUGUCAGUUUCGAUAGAACGUGAGACGCGUAAUUUAAGUUCGUAGAGAAAUUUAUUAUACAUUUAGGCGGGUACCAACCUAUACAAUAAUAUUAUAAUACGCUUUAUACGAAACAUAAUAUCGUCCCGUGUACACGACCAUUAUAAUAUUAUUGUUACGAACUCGAUAGGUUUUCGACUGCGAUCCUUAUAAACAAUACAAUAUCACUGUGUAUGACCGAAAUUAAAUCGUAUAAUAAUUCGUAAUAUUUAAAUCUUCGCACUAUCGGUUUCAAUUAUAUUAUUAUUAUUAUUAUUAUUAUUAUAUUAUAACGGACCGAAUUAAUUUUCCGACGACCCGACGACGUUACGGUCCUCUCUCUCGGGAUCAGGAAGCGCGUACGGGUCAUAUUAUUAUUACUAUAUAAAAUACGAAAGAUCCUGUGUCAAAAUAACCGAUUAGAAAUAUGUUUUAUAGUGCCGUUUUAGGUAUAAAAUAUGUCAAAUACACAAAGUGCCGACCACGGUGCCGCAUUAUUCUUAUCAGAACUUGAUCGAGUACAGCUUGGCAUUGGGCCCGAGAGUAAUCAGUAGUUUUUCAAAGUUUUUCAAGUAAAUAUAAUAAUAUAUCAUGUAUGCAUUAUAUUAAAAGCGGUGGCGUAUGAUUCAUACCAUAUUUAUGGUGUAAACCGAGAACGAGACGCGAUCUCUCCCGCUGAGCCGGAGUGCGUACCUAUAAAAUAAAGUUUUUUGUCGCACAGACUGUUGUUGGUUUUUUUUUUUCCUAGGUUUUUGUUCGUCGCCAUGAACCUGUCAUUGAAUUUCGGGGUGAGUUGCCUCUACACGAAAUUCGUGUCCACGGCUUUUCAAGAGGUAUUGGUUUGCGUUUAUUUAUUAUAUUAUACUGCAGAUUUAACAGCGUAA